CAGGAGGCUCCACAGGAGCGCAUAGUGGGAGGCUACGCGCCGGUUCCCCAUUCCAUCAAGUACAUCGUGUCGAUACAGACAACCAACCGCCAGCACUUCUGCGGAGGCUUCCUGAUUAAUAGAUUCUGGGUAAUCACAGCAGCACAUUGUAAUAUUGGACUAAAGAAUAUGAUGGUUGUGGCUGGAGACUACUCUUUGACCAUCUAUGAGGGCACAGAGCAAGAAAUCCAACCCCAGUUUUUGGUGCCCCACCCUGCAUACGACAGCAACACAAAAAACAACGACAUCAUGCUUAUUAAGCUGAGGGCCCCCAUCUACCUGAACAGCUACGUGUCGGUGGUCCUGCUGCCCCGGCAGGACGCCGCCAUCGCAGAGGGCCGAGUGUGCCGGGUGUCGGGGUGGGGAUACACCAGCCCCAAAGGAGGGCAGAUUCCCUCCACGCUCCGAACUGUCAAGCUUCCCAUAAUCUCCCCGGAGAAAUGCAACGGCAGCGAUUCGUUCGACGGCAACAUCACACGUAACAUGCUCUGUGCCGGUUACAGCAUCGGAGGGAAGGACGCCUGUCAGGGGGACUCAGGAGGUCCACUGGUCUGCGACGGGCGGGCCUAUGGAGUGGUGUCCUGGGGGACGGGGUGUGCUGACGCCCAGUUUCCCGGAGUCUACACCGCCGUGUCCAAGUUCCGUCGGUGGAUAGAUAACACCAUAUUUAGCUACUACAGCAAAUGUAAGAGGAACUGA
Molecule: messenger RNA, 738 nt
Organism: Menidia menidia (Atlantic silverside)
Lineage: Eukaryota; Metazoa; Chordata; Actinopteri; Atheriniformes; Atherinopsidae
Source: the annotation of a GenBank genome assembly